Gilbertella persicaria is the source of this 552-nucleotide messenger RNA. Its product is annotated as CWC16 protein. Lineage: Eukaryota; Fungi; Mucoromycota; Mucoromycetes; Mucorales; Choanephoraceae. The transcript has 6 exons. Gene Ontology annotation, cellular component: post-mRNA release spliceosomal complex; U2-type spliceosomal complex. Gene Ontology annotation, biological process: mRNA splicing, via spliceosome. The record is from RefSeq and is a predicted model, not a curated record. The annotation marks the transcript as partial.
AACAAGUAUUAUCCUCCUGACUGGACGCCUGAAAAAGGCUCGAUCAAUACACAUUAUGGCAAGCAUGCCUUGGGCGAUAGAGCAAGAAAGCUCGAUCAGGGUAUUCUGAUUGUUAGAUUUGAGUUACCCUUCAAUAUUUGGUGUACGGGUUGUGAUAAUCAUAUUGGUCAAGGUGUUCGCUACAAUGCUGAAAAGAAAAGGAUUGGGAACUAUUAUAGUACACCUAUUCUUCAGUUCAGAAUGCGCUGUCAUUUAUGCAGCAAUUGGAUUGAGAUUCAUACAGAUCCAAAGAACACACAAUAUGUUGUUGUCAGUGGAGCUAGAAAGAAAGUAGAAGAAUGGAAUGAGGAGGAUACAGAAGUUAUUAAAUUACAAGAUGAACAAGUCAAGGAGAAACUAGAAAAUGACCCCAUGUAUCGCUUGGAGCAUGGGAUCGCUGAUAAAAAAACACUGGAGAAUGCAACACCGCACUUGACACAGCUACAGAACUUAAAUCAAUCUCAAUGGGCAGAUCCUUAUACAAAAUCACAACAAUUACGAAAGCGGCUUAGA